Molecule: messenger RNA, 1475 nt
Organism: Hyalella azteca
Lineage: Eukaryota; Metazoa; Arthropoda; Malacostraca; Amphipoda; Hyalellidae
Exons: 6
Coding region: 236-931 (231 amino acids)
Source: RefSeq, a predicted model, not a curated record
UCACAAGACCUGGAACGGGCGUCACAGGAGGUUCUUUUUCCGUCGUUUGUAAGAAUUUCCGGUCUUUGGCUAGACUCUGUGCAAAUUUUGCCAGAUCAAACACCUUUAGAAUAGCAUAAGCUGUCAUACAUAUAUUUAGCAAUAAUUUGCUCGAACUAAUUUAAAUUCGUUUCAAGUUGCUUGCUGUCGAGUGAAAUUUAACGUGGAACAUUUCAUAUCCACCAAACUUUCAGCGAUGACAGAUUUGCAGGCAUCGGCUUCAGGAUAUGGAUACGUGCACUAUAUCGACUGUAACUCUGCGCUAGCCCUGCUCAGCUUCAUCCUCUUCAUCGAUUUGCUCAGGGACAUCGUCCAGCAAAUAACCACGGCCACGACAACCGCUGCGCCUAGGCGUCGUCGCAGCCGUUCGCUGGCAGAUUAUAACGCAGUCAACUCGAACAACUCUAACUUCAACAUGAAUUUCGGGCACGAUUCAAACCUGCACUCGGAAUUCGAGCGCAACUCUGUGCUCGAAUUCAUUCAAAUGGGAGGUGCCGACGGCCUCUAUGAGGAGCUACCUCAUAUUCUCCUCCCACUCAUUACAUCACUGAGCGAGUCGUCUGACGGUCAGCACCCCACGCCGUGCCUGUCAGCGCCGUUAUGCGACGCCAACGCGGCGCUGGUGCGGCGCUUCGGCGAGGUUGGCCGCAUCAUCGGCUCGCUGCUCUCCAACGUCCUGGCCAAGGCCUUUACGGGGGGCAGGGUGCUCGCCAUGCAGAAAGUGCAAGAAGCUUCGAGGAAAGGAAGGCAACUCUUAUCCUGCGAUAACUACUUCACUCGGUGCAAGAACAGUCGCCCGAAGUACCAACUCGUUCACCAUGCAAAUCUGUCGUUGUCCGAUGGUACGGAAAAUAAUAGCAACGCAUACAAUGGUAUACAGUUCCUGCCGUAAUAUUUGUGAGAACUUACAAUGAUAUACGGUUCCUGCUGUGAUAACAGUAACAGCUUAUCUAUUUAGUUUAUCGUGAAAUUUUCCACUUAAUCCUGUCUGUAAUGUGAGAUUAUAAAACUUUUGUGACACUUUUCUUCAACAUUCGAAUAUAUGUAAAAUUAAUAAUAAAGCCCUUUACAGUUUGUGAAGAAAAUUAUAGUAAUGUAAUUUAAUGGAAUGGGCAUUAAUCUAUGAAUAUACCUGCUAUGGCAUAAUCACGAGGCACUUUUUCUUUUAAUCCUGCUAUUUACCAUCAAUCCGAAGACAUCACAUAUAAUAAACUUCAAUUCAGUGACUUGUAACCGGUAGCUAGAUAUGGUAGCGUAUGGGAUGGAAACAAGAUAUGGUAGUAGAUGUUGUGUUAGGUUUUUACGAUGGCGUAUUUUCAUGUUCUUGAAAAAAUCCGAAUAUAUGAAAGAGUUUUCUGGAUGUUUUAUUCGUGGGAGAUAACACUAAUCUGUUUCUUUUCGUAUUGUAAAGGGUUAAUGAAAUCUUGUCAAUCAUA